AAAAAUAUUUCUGUUGAAGAAUUGUAAAAGUCAAAUCUCCUGAGCCUAAAACUACUGCUGUCAGCACCUGUGAGACCUCUUCAUCCAUCUAAAACUUACCAGGAGACUGUUAGAAAACCUCCGAUAUAUUCAGAGACAGUCUAAGUGACUGUGGAAUGCCUCAAGAGCAGUAGGAAUCAAAUAGAAACAAGUACCUACUCAAGCGUGGAGUGAUGACGGAGGCACACCUCAAGUACCAUGGAACUCUCACUGGGUGGACCCAUUUCUCCACCCCAGCAACAGAGGUUAACACCACUUUAGAUAAGUAUUCCAACAUGUACAUAUAUGUGGGCCUAUUCCUGAGCCUCCUGGCCAUUCUCCUCCUGCUGCUCUUCAUAAUGCUCCUUCGGCUCAAACAUGUCAUCUCACCCAUCAACUCUGAGAGCACAGAAAGCGUUCCUGAAUUCACAGAUAUAGAGAUGCAGAGUCGAAUUCCCAUUCAUUGAAGCUAUCAUGAAGAUGAGUUUUAGUGGAUCUCAGUAAACUCUUGUAUGUUGGUGAUGUCCAGGAAAGCUUACCUUUAUUGCAUGCAGCUUCCCAUGUAGAAAUCAAGACGUUGUUCAUUUAACAAAACGUUGUUUGUGUUUUCUUUGUGUUAUUCUUUAUCUUGACUUUAUUUGUCGGAUAACUAAGAGGUUUAAUACUCAUUCUUUGCUAGGAAUAUAAAAAAAUGGCAGCAGGUGGGAGGGCAGGUUUCCAUAGUAACCAAAGAACCAGAUCCUUGAGCAAACCUCAGACCACAGAAAUUCAUAUGCAGCUGUUGUAAAAAAACACAGGAUCCCUGCAACUACAAUAACAAGGAAAAUUUGCCUUCAAAGGGGCUGAUUGUUCAAAGAAGGUUACCCAAGAAAAAAACAAGUUUGACCCUAAAGAAUCACUUUAGCUACUGGCAUGAAGCUAAAUCAUGUCAGAAGUCAAUGGAAGGGACCAUGAACCCAUUCCCAAAGGAGUGAUUUCAUCAUCUAAGGCCAUUGGAUUUGAACCAAAUGAAAGAAAACAUUUAAAGAAACUGUUUCAGUUUUAAGAGCAAGUUUGCAGAAAGAAGUUUCCACUCAACAAAUUCAGCUAGAGAGGGAAAAUGUGCAUUUUAUAUCUGUGUUAUUACUAUUACUAGGCUUUUAAAAACUCAGGUAAUGACAGAUGUAUUACAAAAAUCUGGAACAAUGAGAUUCUCCCAAACCAAGGGAAAACUAAGUCAAAAUGUGCUCAUGACAAUUAACCUUACAUUAUACAUGCAGUUUUGUUUCCUCUUUCUCCCUCCCAAUCACGCUCCCGGGUUGGGUUGACAUAAACAUGAGCUUUGUUUAAAGAUGACCCUAGCAAAGAGGACUCAACUUUACUUGGAAGCAGAAAUGAAAUAAUAUUGGUAUUUUUCUGUCAAAUUAUUGUGGCUUUGGACAAAACAUUCAAGCUUCUGGAUGCCAGGUUUUUCUUUCUGAAAAAAUGAUCAGAGAACUAUUUAGUCAUCACCAGACUCCUUUUAGAUCUGAGUGUAAGAAAAACAGAGACAAAGGAGGAAAGGACUAAAUAACAACCCCCAACAAAUCUUUACCAAGAUAAACAUCCUCAAAUUGACAUUUGUCUUUCCCAGAAAGUGUUCCUCCCUUCCUGAUCCCUGGCAAAAGAUGAAGUGUUUCACUUAUUACCUAUAAGAGAAAUAUAUUUUGAAAAAUUCAAUUUUCAUGAGUAGUCCUGGUAUGCCAAUAGUGGAAAAAGAUUAAUUUUUUAAGAAGCCAAAUGUUCCAAGAGGGAACCAUAUUAGAAUUUGGAAGGGUGGUCAUAUUUUUGCCACCAAAGAACUAGUACACCUGUGUUAAAUUCUACCUGCUUAAAAAAAUCAAUUAUCUCUUGCACCUAAAAAGUUGUCAUCAAAUUUCACAGGAUGCUCCCUCAGCAACUACAGUGGAAGUGAGAGAGAAAUGGAAUGGAAAUUAGGUUAAUGUCAGCUCCACCCAGACAUGCAGCUCUCUCUAGUUUGUUACCAAUUUAAAUUGUCCCUUUUGUUCUAAAUCUAGCUUGGUGGUGAAAUUCCCAAGUGCUUCCUACUUUCAUACAUUGUCAUUUGGCAAUACUCCCCUCUCCAAGGGGCUGCAAGUGUGUAAUCCCUACAUGCAGAGCUAAACUUAGCAGCAAGGCUGACUCUGGCACACCUGUUACAACAGUACAGUUAAGAGCUGGCAGCUGCAUUCUGCACCAUUCAGAAUAGAUCAGCAGGUAGGCUAAAACAGAUAAGACAUACACUUCCCUUUUGGCGUUAUAUUUUCCCAAAUGAAAAGUCACUCAUAUUACUACAUUUGGUGGUUUAUGUUGUGUCUUUAUUCAACACCCAGACUCCAUAUACUCUAAAAUUUUAGUUCUUGGCAGCCAUACAUGGACUUCCUCAAAGGCUGGCAAUAUACCCCAGAACUUCUUAAGGACACAUAUCUCCCCUUUUUUGUGUGUGCUCAUAGAUUUGAAUGCAUUUUACUAUUAAGAAAUAAGUGGCUGGAUAAAUUAAGAAAUUGACUACACUUCCAACAGCAAUGAAUAGCAAGAUGCCCAAUGCCUUGUUGUUGAAUCUAAUGAACAGACAGACUGCACAUUUAUUCCUUGCUCAUUUACUUCCCCAGCCAAAAUUUUAGGAGUUUAAAACUGCUCUUUAACCACUGACCUGGACGACAAUUUCUAAUUUAUUAUUGGGUUACUCACCUGGAAAACAACCACCAUCUUUCAUCACAACUACCCCAUGGGAUCCAGAUCUUUGAGUAUGAAAUCACGCUGCACAGAUUGCACUAAAAUAGUACCAUAACCACUCACAGUUUCCAGUGAUAACAUAAAUGGAGAUAAAUUUAAGCAGAUGUGUCAUUAUGGUGACUUACAUGGUAUUAAUCUUUAAGAAAAUGAAAUUGAAUGUUUUCAUCAUAGCAAACAUUGUAAAGAAAAUUUCUAUUUAUAUUAAAUUAUAUCCCCAAUGUAUUAAUUAAUAUAUAUAUUACUGUUCAAAGAAGCACCUAGAGUAAUGUGCAUAAUUUGAAUUUACCCAUCUAUCCAAAAUACUGACUUGUCGAUUCUCUCCCCAACCCCCCAUCCAAAAAAUUUCACAUUAGCCUAAAUGUACAUAUAUAGGUAGGCUAUUUACACAUAGAUGUAUUCUGUUUUAAGGUGAAAGAAUGAUUCUUUACUUUUUAUUAUGCUGAACCAUACGUAAUUGCCAUUUCU
This is a messenger RNA of Phyllostomus discolor (pale spear-nosed bat), 3237 nucleotides long. RefSeq names its product serine rich and transmembrane domain containing 2 (gene SERTM2). Gene Ontology annotation, cellular component: intracellular membrane-bounded organelle. The coding region runs from base 213 to 485 and encodes 90 amino acids. The record is from RefSeq and is a predicted model, not a curated record. The transcript has 2 exons. Lineage: Eukaryota; Metazoa; Chordata; Mammalia; Chiroptera; Phyllostomidae.